Dreissena polymorpha is the source of this 4011-nucleotide messenger RNA. RefSeq lists its product as uncharacterized. The transcript has 13 exons. Gene Ontology annotation, biological process: signal transduction. The record is from RefSeq and is a predicted model, not a curated record. Lineage: Eukaryota; Metazoa; Mollusca; Bivalvia; Myida; Dreissenidae. Bases 307 to 2292 code for a protein of 661 amino acids.
UAUAACAGUGGGUAAUCUAAAAGGUUUUGUGACAUCAAAGUUGUAAGGAUUGUGAAUAAUAUAUCGGUUUAAUUAAAUCGUGUUCACAUGAAUGCAAUGUCUAUGAUAAAUUACGCACAUUUCAUUGCAAACAAAAUUAUAAGAUAACAUUGAGCAUGAUGUCCGCGUUUUGUCAAUGAGUUAAGCAGUGAUAUUGAACCAUUCAAACGUGAGAUUUGUGAUAUACAUCGAGGAAUCGGAUCAUACUACACUUUCUGUGCAGUGGGUAAACUUAAAAAUAUAUGAGGAUAUCUUUUAUAAUCGAACAUGUCCACACAAUCAAAGAAUAAACCCCCAGUGCAGAGGCCCUCGGAGAUGUUCAUUGAGCUCACACGACAGGCGGAGUGGGAUGAAUUCCAUCUGGAAAAACAGGCACUGAAUAAAUCACAGUUGUUUCAACAAUACUUGAGAGGCUACGAGGAAGUGAAGACCACUUUAAGCGAUGUUGAGAACAAGACGCGGGAGAGGUUUAGUUUUGUGAAUAUGGUGCUCAGAGACAAGGUGGUUGACAUCUUCCCCAUGUUCGACACACUCGAAGAGAGGACCGUUGUGGGAAACAAGCUUGCCAGACUUGGACUGGUGGAAACCCUGGAGGAUUACUAUGACUACAUAAUGGACGACUUGUCGUUAACCUCUCUCACCGACGCAAUCGUGUUGAAAUAUAGAGAGGACUCAGGAAUGCGAACCCUGUUGACAAUACGGCGUCUGCUUUGGGACUACUCUGACAGUUGCCAUACAUUCUCAGAGUCAGUCGCUGACAGUGGAUUGUUUCAGAAGCUUAUGCUAGAUUUACAUCUUAUAUCUCAGGACGGUUUGGGAGGAUUGCAAUCCCAAAUUGAGAAUGACAGUGACCUGUUCAUAUUCUCUUCUGCAGUAAGCAUUCUGUACAACUCUGCUCGAAAUCCUUUUAUAGAAAAGGAACGUUUCCGUCAAUAUCGAACUGUGGAAAAGAUGAGAGUAUUUUUAAAAUGCCAGUGUCAGUACAUUCAGAUGAUAUCGCUACUGGCCAUGGCAAACAUCAUCCGGGAAAACGAGGUCCCAGACCUUACCACGGAGUUCGAUGUUGUGUCAUUCAUCACAGAUGCAAUCUUAGCGGCAACACAGGCGAAGGACAGGCGAGUACAAGGAUUUCACGUGACAGAGCUCGUUGACGGACUGACGGCGUUAUGUCAACAUGAUGACGUAAGACGUAAAGCCUCCAGGAAGCCUACGCUCCACCUGGUGCUUACAAUUCUCAGUGAAGGCAGUCCGCCGGAAAAACUCGCAGUGUUGAAAUUAAUGUGGGAAAUGAGCUUUCUGGGAGAUAGCAGGAAGAAAAUACUGGCGGAGGAAGAUCUCACAGAACUAAUACGCGAGCUGACAUUUCACAACAAUCUAGACGUCAAAUGUACAGCGAAGAAGGCAAUGUUUGUCCUUAGUCAGAAGGAUGACAGAGUGAUUGAAGUGGAAUGCAGACCAGUUGAUGAGCGAGUGCAACCUCACGUUAUGAUCAGUUACCACUGGGGAGACAGGACUAAAGUUAUAGAGAUAUAUCAUGUUUUGAGAGCAGAGGGAUACAAUAUUUGGAUCGACGUGGAAGAAGUCAACAAAUAUCCUGACGUCACGAAUGCAAUGACGUCAUCAAUAGAAGAUGCCAAUGUUGUUCUCGUGUUUAUGUCAGAAAAAUACAAGAAUAGCCGGAAUUGUCGAACAGAGCUUGAGUAUGCAUUUGAAUUGAAGAAGAUAAUAGUUCCACUUUUGGUGCAGCAAAACUACAAAGCAGACGGAUGGUUGCGUGACGUCAUUGGGGAAAACCCAGGCACGAUAGAUUUCACCCGAUUCACACAUUCAAAGAUGCAUACCCUAAGACAGAUAUUGCAAAAAGAUCAGCAAGCAGCUGUCCAGCCUCUAUUUCGUUCGCCUUCACGUGUUAAGUCACGUGCUGCAGUCGCAUUAUCUACGCCACGUGGUACAUCGAGGAUGAUGUCAAGAGCCUCGAUUUUGAGUCCAGCAAAUAUAAAGUCUGCCAAGCAGGUGUUAGAUUGGACAGCAGACGACAUUCAACAAUGGGCGAUGGACUUCAAACUAGAAGGCCGAGCAUUCAGGACUGUUGCAAAGAUGAAUGGCGCCCAGAUAUACUUCGUAUUCGAAAACUGGAUAAAGAAUCCCGCUCGGUUCUGUCACUGGAUUGAGACCACCAUGCACCUCGGUAGUGUCGAGGAUCUCAUGCGAUUCAGGAACGCCAUCAAAGCGCUCGUCACCUACACCACGUGAUGGUAGAAUCGAAGAUCUCAUAUGCCCCAUGAAAACCAUCAAAGCGCGCGUCACCUACAUCACGUGAUGGCAGAAUCGAAGAUCUCAUGUUCUCCAUGAACGCCAUCCAAACGCUUGUCACUUAAACCACAUGGUUGCAAUAACGAACAUAUAAUGUGAUACAUGGACUCCAUCAAAGCGCUUGUCACCUGCACGGUGUGAUUGCAGAAACGAACAUAUACGCUGGCCACCUAAGCCAUGUGAUUAAAAUAACGAACAUAUAAAUGGAUACAUGUACGCAACCAAAGCGCUCGUCACCUUCACUACGUUAUUACAAUGUCGUUCAUGUCAGGAGAUGAUGCACGCAAUCAAGAAGCAAAUGCUAAAUACACUUAUUUGUUUUUCCACGACUGUUCAAGAAAAAAAAUCGGUAUUUGUUAUGGUAUCUGAAAUAAUUCGCACUCCGAAUAUAUCUUAACGCUAAGACUCUUGUCUGUUAAAUCACCAGCUUUCCCCGAUGCCAAUAUUGCAAUAUAGUAGUUUGCGGUAAAACAUGAUUUUUUUUAAAUCCGAGAAUUUUCAUUCAAAGUAAAAUCACUGACUUCGUUUUGUACAAAGAACAUAAAUUUGAAACAGGGUUUAAUUUAACUUUGAAACAAAAUGCAUUGCCGUUGCUUAUAAUUUGAUCACACUUUUUCCACUGGCCAACCUGAUUUGCAAUAACAAAUUAGUAAUGGAUGAAACAAUUUCUGAGCACUCGUGAUAUAGUGGCUGUUAUAAAUGGUUCUUUAUAAUAUUCACUUAUAUUUUGGUAAAGAAGGUCGUGAGUGAUGCCAUCAAAUUCUGAGUUGGAACUCUCGCUAUAAAAAGAGUGGAGUGUUGAUGCAACCAACCGUCUGUAAUUUAUACUGAUAAUCGCCAAGGAUUUAUCAAUCUUGAUGGACUUUCAUAAGCAUCAUUGUGUUAACAGAGCAUCAAUAUGAAACAGUCUUCAAUUUGACAUUUAAUCAAACAUUGAUGCUUAUAAUAUGACCUUAUUUUUUCCAAAUGACAGCAUACACAUUGAAUUAACCCUUUGCAUGCUGGGAAAUUUGUCGUCUGCUAAAAUGUCGUCUGCUGAAUUUCUAAAAUUAGCAUUUUCUUCGAUUUUUUUCAAAGAAUAUUAUCAGAAUAGCAAACAGUUUGGAUCCUGAUGAGACGCCACGUUUUGUGGCGUCUCAUCUGGAUCCAAACUGUUUGCAAAGGCCUUCAAAAUUCGGUUCCCGCACUGAAAGGGUUAAGAAUUUAUAGCGGAUGACACACAUUCGUAUUACACGGUAUAUAGAUUUAAAAUUGAAUGUGUUUUGUGCUAUAAAUGUUAAAUCUACAUAGUUCUUUAAAAUAUAAACUUGUGUUAAAGUUUAGAAUGUCAUGCGUGAUGAGACAAGCAAACAUUCGCUUUUAACAGAAAUAGUGUCGCAAUGUGUAAUAUAUACUGGCUAUUAGUCUGAAUUUUUCUCAGCUAGUUCAAUAAUUUAUCAACCGUAAUGUACUUUCUCAAGAGCUACAGCUGUCUCAGGUAGAAAAUUCUUUGGAAUGCAAAUAUAAUGUAUAGAUGAACAAUAGCGUCGUUGGACAAUAUUAUAAUUCCAAAUAUUUUAUUUGUUAAACUGUUUAUGAAUAUGCAAAUAGAAAGUAUAUCACAUUCGUCUUAUCUCUGGCUUACCUCGAAUAAAUGAAAAAGAGAAUAAGGGGCGCUAA